AUGUUGCUGAGUUUGAAAUGGCUUGGAAAUGGUUGUUGCAAGUGGUUGGAAAUGCUUUCAUCCGAACGAUGCAUACCUUUACAAGAUCUUGCGCUUCAGAUUGAGUUAAGAGUAUCUGUGUCACUCUACUACGAGAGUUUGUGCCCCUAUUGUGCUGAUUUCAUUGUCAACCAUCUUGUGAGGCUCUUCCAAACGGAUCUUAUCUCCAUUGUCAACCUCAGAUUGGUCCCUUGGGGCAAUGCUUGGAUUUCAUCUGAUGCCUCCCUCAUUUGCCAGCAUGGAGAAGAUGAAUGCUUCCUCAACACUAUCGAGGCCUGCGCUAUUACACUUUAUCCUGACGUGGUGCAGCAUUUUAGAUUUGUUGAGUGUUUGGAGCGUCUGAGUUUAGAGGGGAGACAUAGGCAAUGGAUGAACUGCUUCCAAAUCACUGGCUUCGGCACAUCACCUAUUGAUUGCUACACUAGUGGCAAUGGAAAAACUAUUGAUACGAAGUAUGCAAAGGAAACAUCUAAGCUUAAUCCUCCCCAUAGAUUUGUUCCAUGGGUGGUUGUCAACGACCAAGCACUCCAAGAGGACUACAGAAAUUUUGUGACCUACAUUUGUAGGGCUUACAAAGGCAAUGUGAUCCCAAGUGCUUGUAGCCUUAUGCCCAAACUGAAAGAGUCCAUGGAAGAGGUAGAAACUCUAACAACAAUGGAAGUGCAAAUAAUAACUCGAAAGUGUGCACAUUUUGUGGGAGAACAAGGCACACAAUGGAAACCUAUUAUUUCAGCGAAUAGUAUGUCAACAAAUUCAGAAAUUGCAUUCAAUGUUGCGAAUGAUCUCACAAAGAUAGAAUAUCUAGGAGAAGAAAUUACCAUUAAUCCUGGCGAAUGA
Messenger RNA from Sphenostylis stenocarpa, 876 nucleotides. The record is from the annotation of a GenBank genome assembly. Lineage: Eukaryota; Viridiplantae; Streptophyta; Magnoliopsida; Fabales; Fabaceae.